Messenger RNA from Diatraea saccharalis (sugarcane borer), 2623 nucleotides. NCBI's taxonomy places the organism in Eukaryota, Metazoa, Arthropoda, Insecta, Lepidoptera, Crambidae. The record is from the annotation of a GenBank genome assembly.
CGGCGAAAGAUGUUCCAUCUACUAUUAGUGUUAACUUUCGUGACUUUAGCUAGAAGUCAUGAUGUCGUCGUGGGCACAGCUAACGACGGUACAAAAAUCUUCGAUGAAGAGAAGCACGCAAAUCCAGCAAUUUGGAAACAAAUAGAGAAUGUAACAAUCAGUGCUAAGGACAAUGAAGUUAUAAGUAAAAUAAUAGUAACAGAUAUGAGGCCAGAGAAGGAUGGAGAUGUGAAAAUAAUACAAGGUGGAGAAGGCCAAAACAACGUUACUCUCGAACUGAAAAGUCCAACUGCUUUAAGAGGAUUCGCUUUUCACAUCGAAGUAUAUUCCGCCCCGAAAGAUAAAGUAAAAAGCAACACAGCAAGCAGUACAGUAACCACUGAAAAUAUUGGAGUGCCUUCUCAUCCAAGUCAAACAACAAGACAGCGACGAGAACCAGAAGUUAACCCGGCAAAUUUUAAUAUACCUGUAACAACAUUCACAGGAAUAGAUGAUUCAAACGACACAAGGCAAUACGACGGAAAGAAAAAUACUGAAACUAGCGCAGUUAAUCCAAAAGUUAGCCUUUCUCAAAAAUCAUCAGAAACUAAAGUGCAAGUAACCCCAAAAACCGAAACAGACAUUGAAGGACUAAGAAUAGCUCGUGAAACUGUAAAUAUAUAUGAAAAACAACCCGACGAAGCUAAAAAUCUUCACAAAGUAUUAUCGAAUCCAAUAAUCACAUCAAAAUUAGAGUCAACUGAAAAGCUUGAUCGAGAAUCUACUGGUAAAUCCAAUACAGAUUCACUCGGAAACGAUAACAAACGCGGCGUUAGAGAUACGCAAACUGAAGACAGAAGCGACCAUUCAAAUCACACUAUUAACGAUGAGAACAGAAGUAAACAGGAUUCUAUUGUACCUGCACUAUUAACAGAAAACCCUACGCUUCCUCGUCGAUUUAAAAGGCAAGUAAGUCAAUCUGAAAAUAAUAACAACAUUACCAAAAUACCUAACGGUGGGGCUUUCACGCCACCCUCAGAAUAUACUAUAACUGAAUUACCAAAUGUGAAAGAGAGAAUAGUACGUGACACUGAUGGUGAAAGGCAGAAUCCUGAAAAUAAAGCUGCAUUAUCACCAACUUUUAAUGACCAAAAACGAAAUUCUCAUACUAGCUCACAAGGUGAGACUGAUCAAUUCGGUAGACCAAAUAGUGAUUCAUCACAUGUAAAGGAGAUAAAAGUACGUGAUACUGAAGAUAAGAAACCUGUAAGUCCCCAUACACAUAUUACUAACGACGAUAGUAAAAUUUUAUUACCACCCCCUUUAAACACGGAAAUGUCGAAUCCUGGAGGUAAAGUUCUACCUCCGGUUACCGUUCAAAAACGAAAUGCUCAAGGUGGUACUCAACAAAAUAGAAAACCAGACACUGACAUUUCUAGAAAUCUAAGCCCUCUGCCCUAUGCAACAUUAUCUACAACAACAACAACAACAACAACAGAGAAGUCACAAAUCAAACGACAGACAGAAUCUAAAUCGAUAAACGAAGAGAAAAGCAAACAAGACGGUUUGAAAAAUAUUCCACAACCAGUUGGGCAACAAACAGUAUUACCUACUGGUAAUGAUAAAAAAAUAAACUCACAAGGUGAGACUCAUCUACACGGCAGAUCGAAUGUGAAGGAGAGAACUGUACGUGACACUGAAGUAAAGAAACAUGUAAGUUUACAUCCCGAUAUUAUUAAGGAUGACACGAAACUUCCAUUACAACCCCAUUUAAAUACGGAAAAGCCGAAUCCUGGUGAGAAAGCAGGAACAUUACCUCCUAUUACCGUUCAAAAACGAAAUUCUGACGGUGGGGCUGAACAAAAUGGAAAAUCAAACACUAACAUUCCUAAAAACCUAAGCCCAUUGCCACACGCAACAUUAUCUACAACAACAACAGAAAAGUCACAAAUCAAACGAGAUACAGAAUCGAAAUCGACAGAAAAAGAUCAUAAAAAUAAAGGAAUCUUAAAAAAUGCACCACAGACGGUUGGACAACAAAAUACGAAACCAGAAAAUAAAGUAACAGUAACACCUACUAGUAAAGAUCAAAAACGAAAUUCACAAAUAAACUUACAAGGCGGUAGAUCGAACGGGAAAGAGAGAACAGUACGUGACACUGAAGAAAAGAAACCUGUUGGUUCAUAUCCAGAUGAUAGUAAACUUCCACUAAAACCCCAUUCAAAUACGGAAAAGCCAAAUCCUGAAAAAAAAGCAGGAAUAUUACCUCCUAUUACCGUUCAUAAACGAAAUUCGCAAAAUGGGCCUGAACAACAUGGAAAAUCAAAUACCGACUUUUCUAAAACACUAAGCCCAUUACCUUAUGCGACAUUAUCUACAACAACAACAGAAAAGUCACAAAUUAAACGAGAUACAGAACCAAAACCGACAGAUAACGAAGAGAAAAGUAAAAAUAUUUUGAAAAAUGUACCACAAACAGUUGGACAACAAAAACCUAUAUAUGACCCAAAACCUAUUCAAUAGUAGAGUGUAUAUACAGAACAAUCAUGAGAGUAGUUGAUAGCAUAGGUGUACCUAUUUAAGCAACAACUUAAGUACUAGCUAAGAAAAUACGAUAAAAUAAAUACUAAAUUGUUAAAAAUAU